AUGGACCAGACUAGGAAGGUGAAGGAGAGCGAUGCUGAAGGCUGUGAGGAUCGUAGGGGUGGCACACGGAAGGCGGAAACUCCGUCCUCUGCAAAUGGCCCUUCCCGGGAGGGCUCCUGGCUGCUGCCCACUAGGGAAGGCCACGCCGUGUACCCCCAGCUCCGGCCUGGCUACAUCCCCAUCCCUGUCCUCCACGAAGGCGCCGAGAGCCGGCAGCCGCACCCUGUCUUUGCCUCUGCCCAGCCCGGGACGCAGCGAUUCCGAACCGAGGCAGCUGCGACAGCUCCUCAGAGGUGCCAGUCACCUCUGCGGGGUGUGGCAGAAGCCAGCCAGCCAGAUAAACAGUGCGGACAGGCGGGAGCAGCUGUGGCCGCCCAGCCCCCAGCCUCCCACAGACCCGAGCGAUCCCAGUCUCCGGCAGCCUCAGACUGCUCGUCUUCGUCGUCCUCGGCCAGCCUGCCCUCCUCUGGCAGGAGCAGCCUAGGCAGUCACCAGCUCCCCCGGGGAUACAUCCCCAUCCCUGUGAUACAUGAGCAGAACGUCACCCGGCCGGCGGCCCAGCCUUCCUUCCACCAAGCCCAGAAGACGCACUACCCAGCACAGCAGAGCGAAUACCAGACCCACCAGCCUGUGUACCACAAGAUCCAGGGGGAUGACUGGGAGCCUCGGCCCCUGCGGGCAGCAUCCCCGUUCCGUUCACCGGUCCUGGGCGCAUCCAGCCGGGAGGGCUCUCCAGCCAGAGGCAGCACGCCGGUGCACUCCCCAUCGCCCCUGCGUGUGCACUCCAUGGCCGACAGGCCUCAGCAGCCCAUGACCCAUCGAGAAUCUUCGACUGUUCCCCAGCCCGAAAACAAACCAGAAAGCAAACCAGGCCCAGGUGGACCAGAACUCCUUCCUGGACACAUCCCGAUACAAGUGAUCCGGAAGGAGGCGGAUGCCCAGCCCGUCGCCCAGAAGCCCCCACCUCCGUCGGAGAAGGUGGAAGUGAAGCUUUCUUCUGCUCCAGCUCCUUGUCCCCCUCCCAGCCCUGCCCCUUCUGCUGUCCCCUCAGCCCCCAAGAAUGUGGCUGCAGAAGAGAGGGCAGCCCCCAGCCCUGCCCCUGCUGAAGCCACACCCCCAAAGCCCGGAGAAGCUGAUGCGCCCCCAAAACAUCCCGGUGUGCUGAAAGUGGAAGCUAUCCUGGAAAAGGUGCAAGGGCUGGAGGAGGCCGUGGACAACUUUGAAGGCAAGAAGACAGACAAAAAGUACCUGAUGAUAGAAGAGUAUUUGACCAAAGAGCUGCUGGCCCUGGAUUCAGUAGACCCUGAGGGACGAGCCGAUGUCCGUCAGGCCAGGAGAGAUGGCGUCAGGAAGGUUCAGACCAUCCUGGAAAAACUCGAACAGAAAGCAAUAGAUGUUCCAGGUCAAGUCCAGGUUUAUGAACUCCAGCCCAGUUCCCUUGAAAGCGAUCAGCCACUGCAGGAAAUCAUAGAGAUGGGCGCCACGGUAGCAGACAAGAGUAAGAAAAGUGCCGGAAAUGGAGAAGAUCCCCAAACUGAAACCCAGCAGCCGGAAGCCAAAGCAGCAGCCACUCCAAACCCGAGCAGCACGACGGACACAGCUGGCGACCCAGCGGUGCCGUAGGCAGACCUGAGACUGGGAACUGACGGUGUGCUCUAGGGAAUUCUAAGUUGCAUGCAUUUCAGGGACUUUAAAUCUGUUGGAUUUUACUAUUCGUAGCAGCUUGGCACGCAGUAACCCGGGUGGAGGCAAAACAGUAAUGGAGCUAAAAGGAAAAUGAUGCUUUUCUUCAGUAUUCUGAUUCUGUACAAAUAAAGCAGUCGCUUGUUUCAGAAGUUUAACCCCAUCGCUUGUUGUUCGGGGGCCUCCCCUGCAUGGGCACCACAUGUUAGCCAUGGUUGUGAGCUGUCUUCCUGUCACUCUGGACUGGAGGAGAUUUUUAGGGGGUAGAUGGGGAGUCGAUUUCUCAUCACAUAAGAAAUAUGAAACCCAUUUUUCAGAAAUGUUGCCAUUUCAGUGAGAUGAUUUUCUUCAUCUCGUAGCCAAAAUAUCUAACUUGAGAUAGAAUAAAAUGUGUAAGAAGCCCUAGGAAUAUCUGUAUGUUGGAUGACUUUAGUGCUACAUUUUAAAAAAAAAGAGAAAAUAAAGAAAUAAUAUGA
Molecule: messenger RNA, 2159 nt
Organism: Pteropus alecto (black flying fox)
Lineage: Eukaryota; Metazoa; Chordata; Mammalia; Chiroptera; Pteropodidae
Gene: BAG3
Product: BCL2 associated athanogene 3
Exons: 5
Coding region: 1-1623 (540 amino acids)
Biological process (GO): negative regulation of striated muscle cell apoptotic process; muscle cell cellular homeostasis; protein stabilization
Cellular component (GO): cytosol; membrane; cytoplasm
Molecular function (GO): adenyl-nucleotide exchange factor activity; protein-folding chaperone binding
Source: RefSeq, a predicted model, not a curated record